CCAGCACGCCCUCAGCGGGCAUCAAGGAGACCCGGGCCACUCCGAACGUAAGUGCCCCGGCGGCCCUACCCUCAGCCCGGGCUCCUGUCCCCUAGACGCCUUCUUAUUUCUCCGUCAGUCCCGCUCGACGCGACGAUGCCGGCCUCUCUGGAGACCUGCCUCUCGGACCUCGACUGUCCCAGCAGCUCCAGCAGCAGCAGCAGCGAGAUGUCCGGCUUCCUCACCGAUGAGGAGGACUGUGCCAGGCUCCAGGCUCCGGCCUCUGCCUUGGCGUCGUCCGCGCCCGCUCGUAGGGGCGCGCCUGGGGCAGCCGAGGCUGUGGGGGUGCAGGACGAGGAGCAGGAGCGCCGGCGGCGCCGGGGCCGCACACGAGUGCGUUCCGAGGCUCUGCUGCACUCGCUGCGCAGGAGCCGGCGUGUCAAGGCCAACGACCGCGAGCGCAACCGCAUGCACAACCUGAAUGCUGCUCUGGACGCCCUGCGCAGCGUGCUGCCCUCCUUCCCCGACGACACCAAGCUCACCAAGAUCGAGACGCUGCGCUUCGCCUAUAACUACAUCUGGGCUCUGGCGGAGACACUGCGCCUGGCCGACCAGGGGCUGCCCGGGGGCGCUGCUCGGGAGCGCCUCCUGCCGCCACAGUGCGCCCCCUGCCUGCCCGCGCCCGCGAGCCCUGCCAGCGACGCCGAGUCCUGGGGCUCCGGGGCCGCUGCCUCCCCCUGUGCCGCCGCCGCUUCCCCACUCUCUGACCCCAGUAGCCCCGCAGCCUCGGAAGACUUCACCUAUGGCUCAGGCGACCCCCUCUUUUCUUUCCCAGGCCUGCCCAAAGACUUGCUCCACACUGCGCCCUGUUUCAUCCCUUACCACUAGGCUUUUUCUGGAUGCUUUUGCCUCCCCCUCCUGCUGUGAACAGACUGUAGAUGAGCCCCAGCUUCGGCUCCCAGACCCCCAGUCCAG
Molecule: messenger RNA, 954 nt
Organism: Erinaceus europaeus (western European hedgehog)
Lineage: Eukaryota; Metazoa; Chordata; Mammalia; Eulipotyphla; Erinaceidae
Gene: NEUROG1
Product: neurogenin 1
Exons: 1
Coding region: 136-867 (243 amino acids)
Molecular function (GO): protein dimerization activity
Source: RefSeq, a predicted model, not a curated record